AUGACGACGAUCCCCCUACCCCCCAAGCCCCGCGUCCGCGAGCUCGACCUCAUCGACAAGGUCGCCGUCAUCAGCGGCGCCUCCCGCGGCAUCGGCCUCGCCAUCGCCCGCAACCUCGCCUCCCGCGGCUGCUCCAUCCUCGGCACCUGCACCAGCGAAGCCGGCGCCGCCGCCCUCGCCUCAACCCUCGACGCCGCGACGACCGAGCUCUUCGCCGCGACCGCCCGCCCGCGGCCCGCCUCGCUGCAGAUCCAGGGCCUCGUCGCCGACAUCCUCAGCCCCGACUGCGCCGCCGUCAUCAGCGCCGCCGUCGCCGCCUCGUUCGCCGGCCGCGUCGACAUGUUCGUCAACAGCGCCUGCGACCCCAUGCCCGGCACCAUCGGCGACACGGACCCCGCCGCCGUCCACCGCAGCCUGCUCGCCAACGUCCAGACGCCCGUGCUCAUCGUCGACGAGCUGGUGCGCCGCCGCUUCUUCCGCCGCCGCAGCCGCAUCGUGUACCUGUCCUCCGUCCGCGCGCGCCAGCCGUGGAGCGAGCAGCUCAUGUAUGCUGCGGGCAAGUCGGCGGGGGAGUCGCUCUGUCGGACCUGGGCGCAGGCCUUUGGCGGCAAGGAGGAGCGGUUUGCCUUCAUGGAGGGCACGACGGCAAAUGCCGUGUCCGUCGGCCUCACCGAGACGGAGGCCGUGAUGAACUGCGGGCCGGAAGCCGUGCAGGCGUUUCAGGACGAGUUCUUCCCGUCGCAGAGCAUACCGCGCUUCGGACAGCCAGAGGACGUCGCCGAUGUCGUGGGGCUGCUGUGCAGUGAGGAUGCUCGCUGGAUCACGGGCUGUGUUGUCAGCGCCAGCGGAGGAGGCAUCAAGAUCGGAUAA
Verticillium dahliae VdLs.17 is the source of this 870-nucleotide messenger RNA. RefSeq lists its product as uncharacterized. Gene Ontology annotation, molecular function: oxidoreductase activity, acting on the CH-OH group of donors, NAD or NADP as acceptor. Lineage: Eukaryota; Fungi; Ascomycota; Sordariomycetes; Glomerellales; Plectosphaerellaceae. The coding region runs from base 1 to 870 and encodes 289 amino acids. The transcript is spliced from 2 exons. The record is from RefSeq and is a predicted model, not a curated record.